CUGAUGCGGUGCAGAAAGAGGAAAAGAGGCUAUAGGAAGUUAGCGAGUAAGCGGUCGGCUCUCCUUUAUCCUAAUAUAAAAAUGAUAAUAAUCACUAUAAAAUACAGAACUUAGGUGAAAAUGUUUAGGUGAUCGUUCUAAGGAGAAGUCUUAAAUGGACUUUCUGUAAUUAAUUUGGAUGCACACGCACUUCAACACAUAUUUGUUGUUUUUGUUUACGCUGUCAUUCACAGUGCCGUGUUAUUUGGGAGUACGCACGCGCAGUGAGUGAGCGUCAUUGUUUUAUUAAAGUAGGAGCUGUUACUUGCUUAACGCGCCUAUGUAUUUUGCUCAAAGGUCAGCCUGUCCCAUUUAAACAACCGUGUGUAAAGUCCACUUGUCAUUUAGUCGAGUUUGCAGCAACAGGACAAAAAUGCAAGCCUUGCAGAAUAUUGAACAGUUUACUAAGGGAGUGAAAAUGGACAAGUGGGCAGUGGCUCUGGUCACUGGUGCUACCUGCGUUGUCGGAUCCGUGGUUAUGCUGGUGAAAAAGAUCAGCAGCCACCGAGAGACGGAGGAAAAGAUCAAGAGAGCCAGAAACAAGAGAGAGGAGAGCUUGCAGCGGGCAGAGCAGGCGGUGCUCCGCUACAAAGAGUCGCAUCCGACAACUGACUCUGCUUUCAUCCUGACACUCUCCCUGUCUGAGCUGACACAGCAACUGAAGGAAGGCUCACUUACCCCUGAGGAUGUGCUUUACUCUUAUAUGGAAAAGACUCUGGCUGUAAACAAAAAGCUGAACUGCUGCACUGAAAUUUUGCUGGAGAGUUUGGACCAGCUGACAACUGUUGGCUCCAACAAGGAUGGUCUCUUGUACGGAGUUCCAGUUAGCGUCAAAGAAAAUAUUACAUUUAAGAAUCAUGACUGUUCUUGUGGUGUGGUCAUUAACCUGGACCAGCCCGCUGAAAAGGACAGUGUGCUUGUUCAAGUCCUGAAGAAACAUGUUGUUGUUGAUCUGAGACUUUUCCUCGUGUUUCUGCCAGCUUUGGUGCUCUUUGUGGAGUUGGGUGAGAAAGUUCCAGAGCUGUGGAAGCAACAUGCUGCUGUUGAGGACUACAUUCAAGAGACAAUAGCACAUUGGAGGAGCUGCAACAUUGACGUGCUGCUGUGUCCUGUGAUUGGACCAGCCUACAACUUCUUGUACUGUGGCAAACUUUCAACUGCUGCCAGCUACACGAUGCUCUACAAUCUCCUUACCUUUCCUGCGGGUGUAGUCACUGUUUCCACAGUGACCACAAAGGAUGAGGAGGAACUCAAGCACUAUAAGGGCUGUUAUCAGGACAUGUGGGACAAACUCUUCAAAGAGGCAGUGACCGGUGGCGAGGGUCUACCUGUGGCGGUUCAGUGUGUUGCUCUGCCGUGGCAGGAUGAGCUCUGCCUGCGCCUCAUGAAGGAAGUGGAACAACUGGUCAAAGAAAGCAAGAAGUAAAGCUGCUUUCUUUCUCAGUCUCACAGGAGAGGCUGCAGACUUGAGAGGAGACACGUUAACUUGAGUAUUUCCUGUAAUAAUGAGCUAAUUGUGUGAUAAAUAGUGGAGUAUUCUCUACACUACAAGCUUAAUCUGGGCACUUUUUGUUUUUUGGCUGUUUGUUGAAGGUUAAAUAAAAGGUAAUUGGUAAAAUUA
Haplochromis burtoni (Burton's mouthbrooder) is the source of this 1660-nucleotide messenger RNA. RefSeq lists its product as uncharacterized. The transcript has 9 exons. The record is from RefSeq and is a predicted model, not a curated record. Lineage: Eukaryota; Metazoa; Chordata; Actinopteri; Cichliformes; Cichlidae. Gene Ontology annotation, molecular function: fatty acid amide hydrolase activity; amidase activity. The coding region runs from base 413 to 1465 and encodes 350 amino acids. Gene Ontology annotation, biological process: fatty acid catabolic process.